This is a messenger RNA of Oncorhynchus masou masou (cherry salmon), 3519 nucleotides long. It is a transcript of the gene col28a1a, whose product is annotated as collagen, type XXVIII, alpha 1a. Gene Ontology annotation, molecular function: serine-type endopeptidase inhibitor activity; extracellular matrix structural constituent conferring tensile strength. Lineage: Eukaryota; Metazoa; Chordata; Actinopteri; Salmoniformes; Salmonidae. The transcript has 37 exons. Gene Ontology annotation, biological process: extracellular matrix organization. The record is from RefSeq and is a predicted model, not a curated record. Bases 1 to 3519 code for a protein of 1172 amino acids.
AUGAGGAAGGUUGUGGAGCUAUUGCUCCUCGUGUUGGUACUAACACACACAGCCAGGGGUCAGGGCAGGAGGAGGAAGGGCCAGAGAGACGACAACCAGGUCCUCCAAAAGGAAGGGAAAAUUCUGAUCUGCCCGGUGGAGAUCAUGUUCAUCCUGGACAGCUCAGAGAAGGCCAAGGUGCUGCUGUUUGAGAAGCAGAAAGACUUCGUCCUGCGUUUCAGCACGCGGCUCAUGCAGAUCCAGGCAGCAGGUUGGAGACUGAGGUUGAGGCUGGCUGCACUGCAGUACAGCAGUUCUGUUUCUCUGGAGCACAACUUCCGGGACUGGCAGGAUGUGGAUGUGUUCCAGAGCAGAGUGGCGUCCAUGGCCUACAUCGGACACGGAACCUACUCAGCCUACGCCAUCACUAACGCUACACAGAUGUUUAGCCGUGAGACAGCGGCCAACAGCCUGAGGGUGAUGUUGCUGAUGACUGACGGCGUGGACCAUCCCCGUAGCCCCAGUGCUGUGACCGCCGCAUCCGAGGCCAAGAACCACAACAUUCGUCUGUUCACCAUCGGGCUGUCGGGUCUACCCAGGGAUAUGCCCACCAAUGCCAGGUUACGUUCCAUCGCCAGCUCCCCGCCACAGCAGCACGUCCUCAGCCUCACAGACAACCUGCUGGAGGAUAAACUUUUCAGAGAACUGAACACGCUUGUCAAUACAGGGUGCCCACAGCCGAAGUCCUGUCUGUGUGAUAAAGGAGAAAGAGGUCCCACUGGAAGCCCGGGGAAAUCAGCCCAGCCUGGAUCUGACGGUUCUCCCGGUCCAAAAGGAUUUCAUGGGGAACCUGGUAUCAACGGAAGGCCUGGGAUGGAGGGUAUCGAGGGUCGACCCGGCACUAGAGGGGAAAAGGGGGAAAGAGGCGAGUGUGGCGUCCGCGGGAUGAAGGGAGAUCAAGGGCCAGACGGACCUCCAGGCCCUCGGGGACCCAGAGGAGAGCAGGGUCUUAGUGGAGGUCCCGGGGACCAGGGCCCUGAAGGACUUGUAGGACCCAAAGGUGACCGUGGACCUGGUGGAGUGGAAGGACCUCCAGGGGAUACUGGCAUCGGCUUUCCUGGACCUAAAGGCAAUAAAGGAAACCAGGGAAGGCCUGGAACCACCGGUCCCAUGGGUAUGGGUGAACCAGGACUGCCGGGUCCAUUUGGUCCUCCAGGGGUCCAGGGAACACAAGGAUUCCCAGGAGAGGGUCUACCAGGGCCUAAGGGUGACAGGGGUUACGAGGGUCCUAAGGGCACCCGCGGCACCCCGGGUUCAGGGUUGAAAGGUGACAAGGGAAACACAGGAGCUCCAGGUUUGCCAGGAUUGGUGGGUUUUCCAGGUGCAGGGAUCCAAGGAGAAAAGGGAGACAGUGGUCCAUCUGGAUCUUCCGGCCCUCGGGGGCCACCAGGGCUGGGAAUAGUCGGCCCAAAGGGUGACCAGGGUUUCCCAGGAGAGCAUGGACCACAGGGAGAGAGAGGAGUCGGGGAGCCAGGGUCAAAGGGUGAACCAGGACCUGACGGAUCUUCUGGGAUACCUGGUAUACCCGGGGAAGAUGGAGCGGUCGGACCUAAGGGUGAGAUUGGUUUACCAGGACUGCGAGGGACAGAGGGUGAGCCUGGGAAAGGAAUUCCUGGAGAAAAGGGUGAUCGAGGUGACCGGGGGGUGAGGGGACUACCAGGAACGCCAGGGCCCGUGGGACCUGCAGGAGCCAAGGGAGAGCCUGGCAGUUUUGGAAUGAUGGGUCUACCAGGUCCUCCUGGCAGGGGCCUACCUGGGUCAAAGGGUGACCUUGGACCAGUGGGGCAGUCUGGGCCUGUAGGAGACCCUGGAGUGGGCAUCGCUGGGUCGACGGGUGAGAGGGGGAACCCUGGACCUGUUGGACCACCAGGGUUGAAGGGAGACGGCUACACAGGACCUCAGGGCCUCCCAGGGUUGCCAGGGCAACCAGGAGAGUUGGGACAUGAAGGGAAAGGAUUACCUGGCCCUAAGGGUGACAGAGGUUCAUCAGGACUUCCAGGGCCAACAGGACCUCCUGGUAUUGGUCUGCUGGGACUUAAGGGUUCUGUGGGUCAGCCAGGUCCACCUGGUCUGUUAGGAAUAACAGGAGAGGGCAUCCAGGGGCCCAAGGGAGAGCCUGGGUUCGAGGGGCCAAAGGGCCCCCGGGGGCUUCCAGGGGAUGGCUUUCCAGGAGAAAAGGGAGACAGGGGGAUUCUUGGAGACCGUGGGAAGAAAGGAGACCAGGGAGAAUUUGGAGAGCCAGGAUCUAUAGGACCCAUGGGGAAAUCUGGUGAGAAGGGGGAUCCUGGCUUGACAAGAGAGGAAGUCAUCAAAAUUAUCAGGGAAAGUUGUGGCUGUGGUGUGAAGUGCAGAGAGAGUCCUCUGGAGCUGGUGUUUGUGAUUGACAGCUCAGAGAGCGUUGGACCGGAGAACUUCGAGGUGGUCAAGGACUUUGUGAACACCCUGAUUGACCGUGUAUCUGUGAACCGCGACGCCAGCAGGAUCGGUGUGGUCCUCUACAGUCAUGUGGACAUAGUGGUGGUCAGUCUGACGCAGCAGUCCAGCCAGAACGACGUCAAGGCUGCGGUGAGGAAGAUGCCGUACCUGGGCGAGGGCACCUUUACGGGUAGUGCCAUUGGGAGAGCCAACCAGCUGUUCCAGGCCUCGCGGCCCGGUGUGCGUAAAGUUGCCGUGGUACUAACCGACGGGCAGGCAGACCGACGUGACGCAGUGCAGCCCGAGGAAGCUGCCAGGGAGGCCCACACCGCCGGCAUUGAGAUGUUUGUCAUCGGCGUGGUGAAUAAGAAAGACCCGCUGUACGCAGAGUUCCAAUCUGAGAUGAUCGCUAUCGCCUCCGACCCAGACGAGGAGCACAUGUACCUGAUCGACGACUUCAUGCUGCUGCCCACCCUGGAGAGUACGCUGCUCAGCCAGAUCUGUGAGCACAACGGUGGAACCCUCUUCAUCCACAACUCCAUACCCACCCUUGAGGUUUACAGAGAAGUUCCAGACAGGGGGCGCAUACCCAACUUUGAGGACGAUUACAGAAGACCUGGACCACCAAUAUUUGAGAAUGAGAGCCCUCCCUCCUCACGGGCCCCAGAAUCCCCCGGCUUCAACGAGAAUGGAAUCGACACUGGCAAGACAUCGGUCUUCGAGGUACCCCUGAACAAGCUCCCAGACGUCAUGACAGCAGCAUCAGGGGGCCCAGGGGGGAAGCAGCAAUCCAAAGUUAUCUCUAUGGUGGGACCCCAGACCCCCCAGACACCCACCAACUGGCAGUACAUCCCCAAGACCACCCAGCCUCUGCCAGACAUCCUUGUACCAGUGGUGGGGUGCAGACAGCCGUUGGACCCUGGGCCGUGUCGUCAGUAUGUGGUCAGGUGGUACUACGACACGGAAGCCAACUCCUGCGCCCAGUUCUGGUACGGAGGUUGCCAGGGUAACGGAAACCAGUUUGAGUCGGAGGCCGGGUGCAGUAGCGUUUGCGUCCGCACGUAA